AUGGAACAGAAGAAGAGGCACAGAGGAGUUCUCCGUAGCAUGUUUACGAAAAAUAUUACUGAGCUGGAGAAGCAUUUGGAUGUCGUGGCGACAGAUGACGUCAGUGUGUCGUGGGGGCUACUGCAAGAUAAGCUCGACAAAGUAAAGGUGGCUGAUUCUGAAAUUUAUAACUUGAUGCUCGAAAAAGACGCAACGGAGGAGGAGGAAUUAUUAACAGAAAUGGAGAGCGUCGAGGUUUACUUGGAGAAAUUCGCCAGAGCAAAUGGACGAUGCCAGAAAUUGAUGAAAGGUAACGAAUCUUCGCCAGAUCAACAAUCCGUUGUAUCAGAGGGGAACCCAACAGGUAUUCGUAGAUUUAGAUUACCAACUAUUGCGUUUAAGACCUUUAAUGGCGAUAUAAAAGACUGGUUACCGUUUUGGUCUCAAUUUCGAAAAGUUCAUGACGAUCCUAACAUAGAUUUGAACGACAAAGUAGAGUACUUGAUUCAGGCUACAGUGCCGAAUAGUAGAGCUAGAAAUUUAGUAGAAAGUUUUCCCGCUACCGGAGAGAACUACGAAAAAAUGAUCGAGUCCUUGACGUCAAGGUUUGGACGAAAAGAUUUGCAAGUCGAGGUGUAUGUGAGAGAAUUAUUGAAACUGGUUGUACACAACGCCAUCGACGAGAAAAAAAUGGAAUUAUCAAUGUUGUAUGAUCAAAUCGAAACGCAACUACGCGCACUGGAAAUGUUGGACAUAACUUCUGACAAGUGCGCUGCGAUGAUUUUCCCAUUGAUAGAGUCAUGCGUACCCCAAGAUUUAUUACGUGUGUGGCAGCGUUCGUCGCAUGAAGAAUCCACGACUCCCACCCAAGCGGUUACAGGGUUGGAGAAGAGGUUGGCGAGUCUAAUGAGUUUUUUGAAGAGUGAGGUGGAGAACGAUCAACGGACUAGAUUGGCGGCCGAAGGUUUUGGGUUGCGCCCCACGGCUCAGGAUAGGAUUUCUACAGCUGCGGGAUUGAUCAACCAUGGUGCAGAAAAGUGCGUUUUUUGUGGGAACACACAUGAAAGUGCCAACUGUUUCAAAGCACAAAAGCUGACGCUAGAAAAGAAGAAAGAGAUUCUUAGCGAAAAAAAGGCUUGUUUUAAGUGUUUAAGAAUUGGACAUCAAUCGCGACAAUGCAAAGCCCGUUUGAGAUGUCUAGUCUGUAGCCAAUCACACGUGAUAUUGAUGUGCCUUUUUUGCUACACUCUAGAUGGUGGGAGGGACCGCGUUGGUUGUACGGGGACCCAAAAUCAUGGCCCGAACAUGAGGGCAUGCAGUACGACGAACUUGAGAUAA
Molecule: messenger RNA, 1317 nt
Organism: Onthophagus taurus
Lineage: Eukaryota; Metazoa; Arthropoda; Insecta; Coleoptera; Scarabaeidae
Source: RefSeq, a predicted model, not a curated record